AUGUGCCUGCCCCGCCUCCCAUGCUUUCUUCUGCCCAUGAACGUGCAGCCACUGCUGCUGCCCUGGAACGAGUACGCCUCGCGGAAGCCCGCAACGAGGAACUUCUCCGGACCAUCAGCGCCAUGGAAGCCCCCAAUGCUCCCUCCGACUCCUCGCCCCCUCCUCGUUAUGCUGCGGUGGAGGAUUCGGCGUCGACGGCGCUGUUUUCGCCGGCUUUACGAGAGGCCACCACGGCGGCCGAGAGUCGUCGCCGGGCCGAACGCCCAGCAGCGCCCGUCGUCAUGACCACUCCUGCUUCUGCCCCUGCUGCUUCUGCUACUACAGCUGCUGCUACGGCAUCCGCUGCUGCUGCUACUGCACCGUCCGCUACCACGGCUCCUUCGUCUGUUGCGGCGCCUUCUGUCGAGUGCCCGGCUCUCUUCGGGACUAUCGGCGACCGCUGGCACGACCUCCCUGCGGACGUGCAAGAGUUCUUGUCCUCUUCAGCGGUGGAGGCGGUCACCUGCGAUGCGGUGGAUCGCGUCCGGGCCGAGCGCUUGGCCCCCGCUCGCCAGCUGGAGGACGAGGAAGACCAAAAGGAGGAAGCGGGCAUUCGGAAUGCCCUCGCCACUGCUCUCAAGGCCACGGAGGAUGAAAUCGCGGUACUCCAGGCCAAGCGGGCGUCGCUGUCUUCGCAGGCAGCCUGCAAUCGUGAGCAGAAGGCUCGUCACUGUUGCGCGGUAGAGACAUACACGGGCCAGCGCAACCGGAGGCUCCGGGACCGCGCGACCCACGACUCUGGCGCCGGCUCGCGGGCUUCAUCGGCGGAUGAGCGGGACAUCCCUCCGGCGCCCUCUUCGUGGGAACCGUCGACACCGUCUUCCCCUCCCCCCGCUGCCGUUUCCUACGCUGCGGCGGCCCGCAGCCAUACCACACUGGGCAGCGAACGCUUGCUGGCCUUCCGCAAAGGCGACUCAGCUUUCGCGAAGGGUCAACUGGCUGAUAUGGCGCAAGCCAUACAGUUCGACUUCCCGCCAGGAGACCGAGAUCGGGUUCUUCGGGCUGCGGAGACUGUGGCUAUCGUGAUGCCACCCAACAGCACGGUGGAGGACGCCGUGCGCGCAGCUCGCGCUCGCGGGAGUCCAUUUUUGGACAAGGUGGAGUACCUUCUGGGGUCACUUCGGGCGGCGCACGGAAACGCCACGGACCCGGUGGUGUGGCCGGGGUGUCAUCGCUCUGCCCCUCCCCCGGUUCCCGCGUUCGAAGAUUUCACAUCCAAGAAGAAGGCGCCCGUCAAGAGCGGCGGUCGCGGGAGCGGCGGCGGCGAUUCGGGCGACACCGACAGCAGCCACCUCCGCGGGUCUACGUCUUCCAAGCGUGGUCGCGCCCAGAAGUCUUCUUCAGCGUCCAGCUCUUCGGAGCGCGCGGACAAGAAAGGAGUAAAAAAGAAGAGCCGCACCUCCCGCCCGUCUUCGGACACGGCUGGAGGAGCAUCCUCGGAUUCCGGGUAUCCAGGCAAGUAG
This is a messenger RNA of Ectocarpus sp. CCAP 1310/34, 1502 nucleotides long. The record is from the annotation of a GenBank genome assembly. Lineage: Eukaryota; Phaeophyceae; Ectocarpales; Ectocarpaceae.